This is a messenger RNA of Gymnodraco acuticeps, 2317 nucleotides long. RefSeq names its product nuclear factor 7, brain-like. The record is from RefSeq and is a predicted model, not a curated record. NCBI's taxonomy places the organism in Eukaryota, Metazoa, Chordata, Actinopteri, Perciformes, Bathydraconidae. The coding region runs from base 431 to 1816 and encodes 461 amino acids. Gene Ontology annotation, molecular function: protein binding; zinc ion binding. The transcript has 2 exons.
AGUACAUGUACUUAGUUACAUUACACUUCUGGGUCUCUUCUCAGGGCCAUCCAAUCUCUGUACGCACCAAGAGACGGACUUGUUUCCCUCUCCAAUGAAACAUGAGUUUAUAGUUUGACUCCUCCUCUACAACUUCAAUGCAGCAAUGAUGAGACACACCCUGAGUCACAUGAGAGGAGACAGAGUUCAGCAGAGGAGGCGUGACAGAGCUCCUCCCUCACUGACUCACCUGAGACAAACCAGGAAACAGUUUGUUCCUCUUCCUCACUGCAGAGAGACAGACGGACUGAAAAACAGACGAUCACAUUCACCUUCAGACCAAACUAACAACUUCCUCUGAGUUCAGCUACAGGAGAGAAAAGUGGAAACUGCAACACUGCUGCUUCAACCUGCGGACCCUCCCCACGCUGAAGCUUCACUCAGAGACAACAUGGCUUCCAGGUUAGAGGAAGAUCUCUGCUGUCCGGUCUGUCAGGACGUCUUUAGAGAUCCUGUUGUUCUCUCCUGUAGCCACAGCUUCUGUAAAGCCUGUCUGCAGACCUGGUGGACGGGGAAAGAAGCAAAGGAGUGUCCAGUCUGUAAGAGAAGAUCUUCAAAAGUUGAACCCCCCUGUAACCUGGCUUUAAAGAACCUGUGUGAGACCUUCUUACUGGAGAGAGGUCAGAGACCUUCAGAGGCUCUCUGCAGUCUGCACUCUGAGAGACUCAGACUCUUCUGUCUGGACCAUCAGCAGCCAGUGUGUGUCGUCUGCAGAGACUCAAGAACACACACCAACCACAGAUUCAGACCCAUGGAUGAAGCUGCUCAGGAUCUCAAGAAGGAGCUCCAGAAAGCUCUGCAGCCCUUAAAGAAGAAACUGAAGCUCUUUGAAGAAGUUAAAGUGAAGUUUGAUCUAACAGCAGGACACAUGAAGGUCCAGGCUCAACACACAGAGACGCAGAUUAAGGAGCAGUUCAAGAAGCUUCACCAGUUUCUAGAAGAGGAAGAGGAGGCCAGGAUGGCUGCACUGAGGGAGGAAGAGGAGCAGAAGAGGAGGAUGAUGGAGGAGAAGAUGGAGGCUGUGAACAGAGAGAUAGCAGCUCUUUCACACACGGUCAGAGCCACAGAGGAGGAGCUGAGAGCUGAAGACGUCUCCUUCCUGCACAACUACAAGGCUGCAGUGGAGAGGCUGCAGCGCCCCCUGCUGGAGGCUCCACAGUUGCCCUCAGGAGCUCUGAUGGACCAGGCCAAACACCUGGGCAACCUCAGCUUCAACAUCUGGAGCAAGAUGAAGGACAUGGUGUCCUACUCUCCUCUCAUCCUGGACCCAAACACUGCUCAUCCAGACCUCAUCCUGUCUGAAGAUCUGACCAGUGUGAGAGGAGGAGAGAGACAGAAACUUCCUGAUAAUCCAGAGAGGUUUGAGAAACACCUCUCUGUCCUGGGCUCUGAGGGCUUUAACUCUGGGACUCACAGCUGGGAUGUCCAGGUUACAGGCAGUACACACUGGUUACUGGGUGUGUCAGCAGAGUCUGUCCCGAGGAAGGGAAUCAUACUGUCUGGAUUAUGGAUGAUAUGUUUCUAUAAAGGUAAAUACUCAGCAUGGUCACCAUCAGAACCACCCACUCCUCUCAGCCUGAAGAAGAACCUCCAGAGGGUCAGAGUGGAUCUGGACUGGAACAGAGGAGCGUUGUCGUUCUCUGAUCCUGACACUAACACACUCAUACACACCUUCACACACAAUUUCACUGAGAGGAUGUUUCCACACAUUAACACUGUGGAGGAAGUGAAGAUAUUACCACUGAAGGUGUGUGUGACAGUGGAUCAGAGCAGGUAGAGAUAAACAGGAUCAUUAUAUAGUAAGAUGAUCAGACACAGACACACACACACACACACACACACACACACACACACACACACACACACACAGAUGAUUAUCCGGUCAGAUGAACAGAUAGUCUGUCAGGCAGAUUGAUCAGUCACUUAUAAGUCAUUUAAACACUUAAUGAGUUCAUCAGUACAACAUGACUGACACACGGUGGCACUCGCACUCUGAGUGUGUGUGUGUGUGUGUGUGUGUGUGUGUGUGUGUGUGUGUGUGUGUGUGUGUGUGUGUGUGUGUGUGUGUGUGUGUGUGUGUGUGUGUGUGUGUGUGUGUGUGUGUGUGUGUGUGUGUGUGUGUGUGUGGUGUGUGUGUGUGUGUGUGUGUGUGUGUGUGUGUGUGUGUGUGUGUGUGUGUGUGUGUGUGUGUAUUGUUUUCUCUGAGUGUUCUUAGCCUGAGGGAAGAUAAUGUGUCUGUUUGUAGGUAUCUUGAAUUCUAUUAAAACCAGCAAACGUA